This is a messenger RNA of Guillardia theta CCMP2712, 270 nucleotides long. RefSeq lists its product as hypothetical. The record is from RefSeq and is a predicted model, not a curated record. The coding region runs from base 1 to 270 and encodes 89 amino acids. The transcript has a single exon. NCBI's taxonomy places the organism in Eukaryota, Cryptophyceae, Pyrenomonadales, Geminigeraceae.
AUGUCGGAAAUCCAGGUUGUUGAAGCUCCAGGAGCUGACGAAAUCGCAGAGGCGAAGAAGUGGCCGACAUGGGACUGUGAACCUUCAAAGUUUCCUUGGUCAUACAGCCAGACAGAGACUUGUUAUGUUCUUGAAGGACACGUCACUGUUACCCCAGACGGAAGCCAACCAGUUGAGAUCAAGGCAGGGCAGAUGGCUACGUUCCCCAAGGGAAUGAAAUGCACUUGGGAGGUGCACACAUACAUUAAAAAGCAUUACAACUUUGAGUAA